UCCCGCCCCCGGCCAGGCCUCGGACCCCGGCCAGCGCCUCAGGAACCAUGGCCCAGGUAGCGAUGUCCUCCCUGCCCGUUGAAGAUGAGGAGUUGUCAGAAAAUCGGAUGGUGGUGACGUUUCUUGUGUCUGCACUGGAAUCUAUGUGUAAGGAGCUGGCCAAGUCCAAGGCGGAAGUGGCCUGCAUGGCCAUAUAUGAGACCGAUGUGUUCGUAGUUGGGACAGAGAGGGGACGCGCCUUCGUCAAUGCCAGGAAGGACUUGCAGAAGGACUUCUCAGCCUACUGCUGUGAGGAACGGUGGAGCAAGGAGAAGCCUCCAAGCCCUGCAAUCAAGCCACAGGUGCACUGUGGGGAGGCCGAGGUGCUCAGGAGAGCGGUGGACGCCUACUUCUGCUCAUGUUAUGGCAAAGCCCUGGGGACUGUGGCCCCGGUAUCCGUGCCCUACGAGCAGAUGCUGUGUGGCCAGGCGGCUGUGGGGGUGUACGGGCUGCCAGAAGGACUGGCCUUCCAGCGUCCCGAGAACUACGACCUUGCCACCCUGAAGUGGAUUUUGGCGAACAAGGAAAGAAUCUCCUUCGUCGUCAGCAGACCUGUCCAUGGAGCCAACGGGCUGCUGGAUGGCUGUGAGAUGCCCAUGGAGGCUGAGCGAUCAACCCUGCCACCAAAUGAGAGCUGUGGCCCCAUUGAUGUGAAAACUGAACCUGAGGAGGAUUCUGGUGUGUCACACACAAGUGUGUCGCCGAGAAAUGAGGCCGUGUCUGUCAAGAGAGAGUCAGAGGAUCCUGAGGACGAUGAGGGUGGUGUGCAAGGAAGCCUCGAGUCCACGAGCAACAAAGCCAUGGAAAUGGAUGUGACAAUGAGAGCCUUCCAAAAAAGUCCCUCAGGGUCAUCUGUUGUCUCAGUAGAAGCCACGCCCCCUGUUCACCAGGCAUGCGAUCAGAGUGGGGACAAGCUCCCUGCAGGGUGGAGGGCCACCUGCGGGACUCAGGAGGGCGCAUUGCAGAUGUCAUUUGAGAUGGUUUCUUUCCAAGAGUCUGCACCACUGAGCUCCUCUGCAGCCAGCGAGGCCCCCCAAGCCCACGUGAAAAUGGAAGGACACACAGACUCGUCCAGUAUCACAGCUUCUGCAGCAAGUAUGGAAGACCUUACGAUCGUGCAGGUGACAGUUCCGGACAGUGAGAAGAAAAAGUUAUCAAGCGUGGAGAAGAUCAAGCAACUGCGAGAACAGGUUAACCACCUCUUCAGUCGGAAAUUUGGUGAGGCAAUCGGCGUGGAUUUCCCCGUGAAGGUUCCUUACAGGAAGAUCACCUUCAACCCCGGCUGUGUGGUGAUUGAUGGCAUGCCCCCGGGUGUGGUAUUCAAAGCCCCUGGGUACCUGGAGAUUAGCUCCAUGAGGCGGAUCCUGGAAGCUGCAGAGUUCAUCAAGUUCACGGUCAUCAGGCCGCUGCCUGGACUGGAGCUGAGCAAUGUGGGCAAGCGCAAGAUCGACCAGGAGGGCCGUGUGUUCCAGGAGAAGUGGGAGCGCGCCUACUUCUUCGUGGAGGUGCAGAACACGCCCAUGUGCCUGAUAUGUAAGCAGAGUGUGUCUGUGGCCAAGGAGUACAACCUGCGGCGCCACUACCGCACCAGCCACAGCCAGCACUACGACCGCUACACCGAGCACGCACGCGAUCUCAAGCUGCUUGAGCUCAAGACGGGGCUCACCAAGUACCUCCUGGGCCCCCCCGCCAUCGCACUCCCCAAUGCUGGCCCACCAGAACCCACCUCGGCCGAGCCCCCGAGGGAAGACUCAGCCGGGGGUCUGUGGGCCAGGCUGCGUGAGAAGAUCCGAUCGUUCAUGGCCUACUCCCUCGCCAUCGAUGAGAUCACAGACAUCAACAACACGGCACAGCUGGCCAUCUUCAUCCGUGGUGUGGACGCCGACUUCGAGGUGUCCGAGGAACUUCUGGAUACAGUGCCCAUGACGGGCGCCACAUCUGCCAGCGAGACCUUCACCCGCGUGGAGAAGAGUCUGAGGAAGUUCAACAUCGACUGGGCCAAAUUGGUCAGCGUGGCAUCCACUGGCUCCCCCGCCAUGGUAGACUCCAGCCACGGUCUGGUCCCCAGGCUGUGCGCCAGGGCAGCUGCAGCCAGCAAGGGCUCAGAGCUGAAAUCCCUGGGCUGCAUCAUCCGCCCUGAGACCCUGUGCGCCCAGAGCCUGGACAUGGAGCAUGUGAUGGAGGUGGUGGUAGACUCGGUGAACUGGAUCAGCUCCCGGGGCCUGAACCGCGGCGAGUUCACAGCCCUGCUGUACGAGCUGGACAGCCAGUACGGCAGCCUGUGGUACCACACCGGCGUCAAAUGGCUCAGCCGAGGCCUGGUGCUCCAACGCUUCUUCGAGUCGCUGGAGGACAUCGACUCCUUCCUGUCCUCCCGGGGGAGGCCGCUGCCCCAGCUAAGCUGCAAGGCCUGGGUGCUGGACUUGGCCUUCCUGGUAGACGUGACCACUCACCUCAACUCGCUGGCCCUGGCGCUGCAGGUCCACCCCCAGCUCGUCACCCGCAUGUUCGAUCUGUUUCGAGCCUUCCUGGCCAAGCUGGCCCUCUGGGAGACCCACUUGGCCCGAAACAACCUGGCCCACUUCCCCACGCUCAGGGCCGUGUCCCGCAGCGCCAGCGACGUCCUCGGCUACAUCCCCAGGAUUGCGGGGCUCAAGGCAGAGUUCCAGGCACGCCUGGCCGCCUUCCAUGCGCAGGAGUCCGAGCUGCGGCUGUUCAGCUCACCCUUCUCGGCUGCAGCGGACCACGUGCCCGAGGAACUGCAGAUGGAGGUGAUCGACCUGCAGUGCAACUCUGCGCUGCGGGCCCAGUACGAGCGGCUGGGCGUGCCCGAGUUCUGCAAGCACCUGCGGAGCAGCUAUCCCCGCUUCCGCGCCCACUGCGCCCGCGUCCUCUCCAUGUUCGGCAGCACCUUCGUCUGUGAGCAGCUCUUCUCCAUCCUGAAGCUGAGCAGGACGGAGGACCGCGCCGGGCCCGGGCCUGGCUCCUGAGGAUGGCCCGAACCCCACCCGCAUCGGAAAUGAGCGCCCCGCCCCGCCCGUCCCCCUUCAGAAGCCACUGUAGCUGACAAAGUUCUGUGUGUUUCUAAGCUUU
Dipodomys ordii (Ord's kangaroo rat) is the source of this 3132-nucleotide messenger RNA. Its product is annotated as general transcription factor II-I repeat domain-containing protein 2B-like. NCBI's taxonomy places the organism in Eukaryota, Metazoa, Chordata, Mammalia, Rodentia, Heteromyidae. The record is from RefSeq and is a predicted model, not a curated record. The coding region runs from base 48 to 3029 and encodes 993 amino acids. The transcript has 16 exons. Gene Ontology annotation, cellular component: nucleus.